This is a messenger RNA of Oryzias melastigma (Indian medaka), 1715 nucleotides long. RefSeq names its product COBW domain containing (gene zng1a). Gene Ontology annotation, cellular component: cytoplasm. The record is from RefSeq and is a predicted model, not a curated record. NCBI's taxonomy places the organism in Eukaryota, Metazoa, Chordata, Actinopteri, Beloniformes, Adrianichthyidae. The coding region runs from base 200 to 1297 and encodes 365 amino acids. The transcript is spliced from 16 exons.
UAGCUCUAUAGUUUCCAGGGAACCUAAACCGGUCGGACGGUGUCAUGUAAAACAGCUGAGCACCGGGACACAUUUAGGAAGAAACUAACAUUCUGCCGCUCCUAAAGGAAACAAAAUUUGGAUUUUUCUUCCUUCUACAUUAGUAAAAGUUGGACAUCCAGCAGCACGUGACUAAAGCUGCACAGAUUCCCAUUCUGUGAUGGAGGAGGAAGAUGACUGUCCAGAGUUGGUGCCCAUCGAGCCCCAGGCGACUCCACCUGCACAGCAGAUCCCGGUCACCAUCAUCACAGGCUACCUUGGAGCUGGAAAGACAACACUCUUGAACUACAUAUUAACUGAACAACACAACAAACGGAUUGCUGUCAUUCUCAAUGAAUUUGGAGAAGGCAGCGCUCUGGAGAAGUCUCUAGCAGUGAGCCAAGCAGGAGAGCUGUAUGAAGAGUGGCUGGAGCUGAGAAAUGGCUGCCUCUGCUGCUCUGUCAAGGAUAAUGGCCUUAAGGCCAUUGAAAACCUGAUGGAGAAAAAAGGAAAGUUUGAUUAUAUUCUGUUAGAAACUACAGGGCUUGCUGAUCCAGGAUCGGUGGCUUCCAUGUUUUGGGUUGAUGCAGAGCUUGGCAGUGAUAUUUAUUUGGACGGUAUCGUCACUGUCAUCGAUGCCAAGUUUGGGCUACAGCAACUAAUGGAGGAGAAGGCGGAGGGAUUCAUCAAUGAGGCAGCAAGACAGAUUGCUGUUGCUGACUUGACUAUAAUCAAUAAGACUGACCUAGUGGCUGAGGAGGAACUAAAUCAAGUCAGAGAUGCUGUCAGGUCUAUAAAUGGUCUCGUCAAAAUCCUAGAAACCCAGAGAUCAAGGGUGGAUCUCUCUGAAGUGCUGGACCUGCAUUCCUUUGACAUCGAGGACGGAGCAAAACUUGCUGAGAAGCUCCAGCUCGUGAAACCCACAAGACCUCAUCUCGACAAGAGUAUUUUAACUGUGAUGUUUGAGGUGGCGGGAGAUCUUUCAGAAGAUUCCCUCAAUGCCUUUAUCCAAGAUCUUCUUUGGGAAAAGAAAUUCCUCAACACAGAAAAGGAACCCAUGACUGUCAUUCGCUUAAAGGGCAUAGUAUCAUUUGCAGGUAAAGACCGACAGGUGAUGCUGCAGGGGGUGAAUGAGCUGUACGAGCUCAAUGACACUCCUCAACUGUGGGAAGAGAACCAACGGAUCAACCGGAUGAUUUUUAUAGGUAGAAACCUGGACAAAGACAUUUUGGAAAAACAUUUCAUUUCGACUGUAAUUCAGAACUCAGAAAAAAACUAACCAAGCCUUCGUCUUAUGUUCACGUGUCGUCUCUGGAGCAAACUGCUGGAGUUGAGUUUGGGACUUUCUUUGCCCUUCUAAGGAAAGAUGAAUGAUAGUGACUGUUUUAAAAUCUACAAGUUGAGUUUCAAAGUUAUGUAUGGCUUAAAAAAUGUACAGAGAUCUAAAGGCUGCAGCAUUCAAGGUUAGUGUAUGAUAAUGGAUAUAGUUUGCUGUUUAAAUUUUUAAUAUUUUGCAACUCUGUAGUUUAAUUCUAAUUUUAAAAAUAUACAUGUAAUGAAGGAACAUUAGGUAAACACACGUUUUUCCCACAGUCAAGCACAUUUACACAGCAAGGUUUUGUUAAAUAAAAAAAACUUCCACAAUUUUAAUCAAAUGAGCAAAAGGAAUAAAAUGUUGUUUUCCUUGUAUUUUCUUA